GUUUGUUAAAAAUCAACUUUAGCACGCAAGAGAGAAGUUUUAUUUUUCUUAUAAAACCUGUGAUUAUGCAUGUAAGAGUAUUCUAAAAAAGAAUGCUAAUUUGUUAAAAAUAAAUCGCUUUAUUUUUGCCUAGGCAACACAGACCUUUUGGAAAUAUUUAACAUAAAUUAUGAAUAUCCUCCUACAAGAAUCAAAUUACCAACAAAUUCAAAACCGAACUCAUUAUUCCAAGCGUCUGCCCACAAAUGUGAAUGGGGUUUAAUUUCUUUUAUAUAGUGCUGUGGUAAAAUGAAUACACAAUUUUUUAUAAUCAUUUUUAUAUUUUUGGCCCGCCACUCUCACUCUUACACAAAAGUUUGGGUUUUUAACUCAAACAUAUCAGAUCCACAAAACUGGGUGAACCAUGGACCACAUCAAACUUGUCCAGGGCUCACGUUUGCUCCAGAAAAUCAGGCCACAAUUCCAAUUGAACAAAUAAAAGUAAAAAAAAUAAUAUUGCCUAAAUUUGGAAGUUUUCAGUUUGAUGCAAAUUCAAAAAUUACAUUCGAUGAAAAUGGCAAAGACGAUGUUUUAAAUUGUGUUAAAUUAAAACCAAUAAAUGAAGUAUCAUGGUUGGAUUAUAGGGCUUGGAAUAAUACAAAUGACCCAGAUAAUCCUGCUAUACCCUAUGACGAAAGGAUACCUUCAAAAUUCGAUGACGUAGAGUUUCCCAAGUAUUCUCUUCAUGAGGUUCCACAUGUUAUUGUCGGAAAAGUGAAAAGCGUUAAGUUUGGUCAAGGCAAAAAUAAACAAGAAAUUUGGCGUCCUGAUCUUACUAGGCAAGGAGAAUGCGAAGAUCACACAGGAUGUUUUAGGGGCUCAGAAGGGAUACAAUAUGAUAAAAUUUGCGAAAUAAUUGAUACCAUCAACGCUACAGUAGACUGUGCAAAUCCUAUCAGACCAAAAGGAUUUUGUAAUAAACCGAGAUGCGGUGGCACGGUACUAAUUGAAACACUAAAACCAGGAUUUCGUUUAGACAAAAUAAACGAAAAAUUGAAAGAAUAUUCCAGUUACUCGUAUGCCGGUAAAAUUUCUUCUAGUUCAUCGACAAUUCAAGUUUUUUUUACAGAAAAGAGUUUUACUGGUCAAAGUAUUGUUGAUGCGACUGAGUUUUAUAAUUCACUCCGAAAAGAUAGUUCCUGUUUUUGUGACAAUCUAAAACUCGAAACUUCAGGUGGACCACUGUACGAACAAUCAGAAUUAACCAAAAACGCUUUAUCUGUUACUUUUGGAACGUUAAUUGGUGCAAUCGUGAUAUUAGGCCUUUUGUUUAUUGUAUAUUCUCCAACUGUAACUAAUUUAAAUCUUGGAAACAGAUUUUUGGGAAGCAGGCCUCUAUCUACUUAUAUGAUGCACUACGACACCAUGGAAGACCGAAGCUGUAUAGUUGACGGACAGUCAGUAGCAGGAUCGGUGCUAGAGUUGAAUAGAGCGUUUGAAAAUCCUCUGUACGAACAUGCGCAUUCUUCUAGGAGUACUAGCCAUGAAAGUAUAGAGUCUGUCAGAUUGGGUCAUAAUACUGAUUUCGAUGUGGUUGAAGUUAAAGAAGAAUCGAUAAUGAAGGAAGUUGAAGAAAUUGAGGAAGAAGAAUUAUUAAAAGAUUUGUAACAAAUAAAGUUAAAAUGUGAUUGGGAAUCCUUAUCAAGAGGUGCCUUUUGUUAUGUGCAUUAUUGAAAAAGUUUGUGUGCGAAAAUUUUAUUUAGCUCAUUAUUCUAAUGGCCUUCAAAGCUUUGCUUAUAUUAUAUUUGUAGCUUAAAAUUUAAUAUAGACUACUUCAGCUUGCUGAAAACAUUUCGUAUUGAUCCCCUCCUAUUUUCACACAUUUUAUGUCAAGCAGCUGAUACGACCAGAUCCUAA
Ceutorhynchus assimilis (cabbage seed weevil) is the source of this 1896-nucleotide messenger RNA. The record is from the annotation of a GenBank genome assembly. NCBI's taxonomy places the organism in Eukaryota, Metazoa, Arthropoda, Insecta, Coleoptera, Curculionidae.